UUUUUUAUUUUGUUUAUUUGGCAGGGAAUUUAUGGACCUUUUGUUGUCUCCAGCUUCUAAAGUUUUGAAUAACUGGUUUGAGGUAACCUUAUGGUCUCUUAAACACUUCUUAAUUUUCUGUGGUUGAACUAAAGAGUAAAGCCUAUAUUGAUUGACUGGCUAGUGGAGGUAAUGUUUAUAGAUUGUCAAUUAUAGUAAUGUGAACUUUACCCGUUCUUGAAUUUUGAUCCAUGUAUUGUUCAAAAUUGAUAUUAGUAUUUUUUUGAUUUUGAGUACAUUACAAUUUGCCAUUGAGAGCACAUGCAAAUGAUACAUUACUUUUGAAAACAUGUCUGUGUGACUUUAUUAUGAAACCUCUAUAUGUGCUAAAUAUCUAUAUCUAUGUCCAACUGCAGAUGGCUGAAGAGUAUAGACUUGUACCAGAUACAUUGUAUUUGACAGUAAACUACAUUGAUCGGUAUCUAUCUGGGAAUGCCAUGAACAGGCAACAAUUACAAUUACUUGGAGUUGCUUCUAUGAUGAUUGCAUUUAAAUAUGAGGAGAUUUGUGCACCUCAGUUUUUAAAACAUACAAAUCUCAAGCAAAUCAUUUCUUAAGCUGGAGGUCUUGGUAUUGCUGACGAGGUUCAAGCUGGGUUUGCUCGC
Messenger RNA from Vicia villosa (hairy vetch), 644 nucleotides. RefSeq names its product cyclin-A1-2-like. The transcript has 3 exons. The coding region runs from base 348 to 596 and encodes 82 amino acids. Gene Ontology annotation, molecular function: cyclin-dependent protein serine/threonine kinase regulator activity. Gene Ontology annotation, cellular component: nucleus; cyclin-dependent protein kinase holoenzyme complex; cytoplasm. The record is from RefSeq and is a predicted model, not a curated record. Gene Ontology annotation, biological process: mitotic cell cycle phase transition; regulation of cyclin-dependent protein serine/threonine kinase activity. Lineage: Eukaryota; Viridiplantae; Streptophyta; Magnoliopsida; Fabales; Fabaceae.